This is a messenger RNA of Candidula unifasciata, 423 nucleotides long. The record is from the annotation of a GenBank genome assembly. Lineage: Eukaryota; Metazoa; Mollusca; Gastropoda; Stylommatophora; Geomitridae.
AUGAAUAUUUUCGUCUUUGGCGGAAUUUUGACCUCUUUGCUAACUCUGGCAUCAGGUCUUCAGUGUUACCAGUGCCAGACACUUGCCUACAAAACGUGUCGUGACCCCUACGCCGGUGAAGACCUGGGUGACUGUGAUGAUGGCACCUUGUGUACUAAGUUUAAAACAGUGGUCAAAAUCAGAGAUUCUGGUUAUAUCACUGGAUGGGAAAGAGAUUCACAAGUAGUCACAAGGUCCUGCGAGCCAAAAAAGGGCAAGAAGGAAGGUUGCAUCGCUUGGCAAAACAAUGGCGGGUUUACUAUGAAGUGUUGGUGUGGAACAGACGGAUGUAACAGCGGCCGUGCCCUCACGCCUGCGACGAGCUCAAUUAUUCUAUCAUGUCUUAUCUCUAUGCUAGUCUUUGUAUUGGUUAGGCUGCAUUGA